Molecule: messenger RNA, 204 nt
Organism: Fusarium poae
Lineage: Eukaryota; Fungi; Ascomycota; Sordariomycetes; Hypocreales; Nectriaceae
Exons: 2
Coding region: 1-204 (67 amino acids)
Source: RefSeq, a predicted model, not a curated record
AUGCCCCCAUCCACGCGUGAAGAUGGCGGCAGCCCAAUUGCCCAACUGGUAACAAAUUAUUCUCCCACUACAGCCUCCGCAGACAUCAUUUCACAGGAUAUCACGAUCAGAAUCAAUUACAUCUCGAGUAUUACAGACCUCCAGACCGCACAAGAAUUGCGAAUCACAUCGCACGAACCAUCACCGAGCCAAACGUCGAAAUAA